This is a messenger RNA of Abrus precatorius (Indian licorice), 769 nucleotides long. RefSeq names its product protein Iojap-related, mitochondrial. Gene Ontology annotation, molecular function: ribosomal large subunit binding. The transcript has 4 exons. Bases 47 to 595 code for a protein of 182 amino acids. Gene Ontology annotation, biological process: negative regulation of ribosome biogenesis; negative regulation of translation. The record is from RefSeq and is a predicted model, not a curated record. NCBI's taxonomy places the organism in Eukaryota, Viridiplantae, Streptophyta, Magnoliopsida, Fabales, Fabaceae.
UAGCCCUAUUCUGAUACCUGAGUGUUGAGAAUUGAGUGCCAUUCCAAUGUGGACAGUUCUACGAACUCGAUCGUGGUUGCGUUAUUCAUCGAAUUCACAGGCCCUUCUUCAGCCAUGGAAUCUAAGGUUUUCCUCUUUGACGGCCGUUGACGGCGGCGACAACCGCAAAUGCCUUCUGGAUCUGCAGGAGAUCGAGAAUGUUCUGACGGACAUUAAAGCUGACGACGUGAAGGUGAUACCCGUUCCCAAGCACUGCGAUUGGGCUGAUUUCAUGGUGCUCGCCACUGGCAGGUCCUCGUGGCACGUCAAGAACAUCGCUCAAGCCCUAAUUUACAAGGCUAAACAGAAACAGAGAGGAGUUGAACGAAUGAUUCUACCUAGUGUGGAAGGACAAGCAGGAGGAAAGUGGAUUGUUAUUGAUUCUGGUAAAGUGAUAGUUCAUGCCCUUGAUGAGAAGGCUAGAGCUUACUACAAUUUGGAGGGACUUUGGACCCCAGGGACAAUUCAAAAUGAACCUAUUGAGGAUUUACACAAAGCUUUGGUGAAGGUUCGUCGGAAAAACAAUUCGAAGAAACCUGCACAAAAGAAUGCUUAAUUGGUGUUUUGACGCAAGAUGGCUGCAAAUAACCUUUUAUAACCUAUUUUCUGGCUCUGCAUCGGAUGCAAACAAUUCAGUGAUUUGUAUAAAGAUAACUUCCUGAUCUGUCGUUUUACUUGUUCCGAAUACAGAUUUUGUCAUAUUGUCUUGCUGCAAUUUCGAAGUUAGAGG